AGUUUAUUACCAUCUAGUUAUGAUUGAACGAGCAUCGAUAAAUGAUUUAUGUAUGGCGUUAAAAAAAAGGGAUCUGAAGAAAGAUUCAUACUCGAAGAAAGGAACGCUAUCAUAAUGAUAAGUAACGAAAGGAAGCCGAGGAAUCGCGGGUUUUCGCGCCAAGUGAAUGCAAAGUUUCGCACAUCGGAGCGUGUUCCUGACUAUCCCCCGCUUUAUUCUCACUGGCUCCUCACGAUAUAAAUAUUCAACAUGGGUCGUCCCUCGAGCCGUCUAUCCUUCUCCAUCGUAUCUCCCUUUCCUCUCCUUCUCCCUACUCACAGCCUACCAUCUCUUUCACGCACAUCAUCCAGCCAACUUGUACUCUCUCUUCCUAGCCUCUCCACUCUUGCAGAUCAAGAUCACCGAGGCAACACAGAGAGAUCAUCAAUCAUUCCGCAUAAAACUUUAUAAAAUCUCCAUCAACAAGAUCUGAAAACCAAAUACUCAGAUGAAACAAACCUCCAAGUAGCAUAUCUCACAAAUACAAAACUAUACUCUCAUGCACUCGAAUCUCUUCUUUAUCCAAGAAGCGAAGAGACUUCAUUACAAAAAAAAAGAUAAAUCAGGGGAACUAAAUGGAAAAAAAAUAUAAAUCGUCUGAAAGUGUCCAAAUUCCACUUUCACCCAUCUCGUCUCUCCCCUCCCGAGUCUGUCUACCUCUUUGAUAAUGGCUACAACUUUGUAGAUGCCCGAUCGCGUUCUCCAACCUCCCAAACGCCCUUUCAGUGCAUCUUUUUCUUUCCAACAGAGGAAUCUCGUGGGUGGGGACUGAUGGACGCGACGGAUAAAAGAAACCGUCCCAGAAUGAGGGAGGGAUUAGGUUAGGAAGACAGAGGGGCCAGGUAGGGGAGCAGUACGCGGUGAAGGGUAGGGGUACGGUUCUAUAGCCGGAGGCGGGGUUCCUGGUUGACAUGAAGAGGCAGUCCGAGGGCCGGUUCCUUCAGACGACUCUGAACUUUCGAGCACAGACGUAUAUUUAUUGAGAACUUCAGCCACCAGUCGUUCUAUCCCGUGUACCGUUAUACAGUGUUGUCCAAUAGUGGUGAUCAGUUGAAAAAUAGUUUCAAAGUGGAUUUCAAAUAUGCAGCCAGUGAGUCUUCAGGCGCAGAGGAUCCAGGGCCUUUAUCUUCUGGAUAACAACGACAGCUCUGGUAUUCCACAUAGCGCUGACAGCUCUGCUAGCAAUUCACCUCAUCGUUACGAAAGAUUUUCGCCUUCAAAGCAUUUGAUGGAUCUCAGUAGCCCUCCGGAACACAGAGACGACGAGGAGCUUGGAUAUCAAGCCCAUCAUCAUCUUCAUCAUCACCACCACCAAGUGGUCUAUCAAGAACCUACUUACUUGAUGUAUGAAAACUCUGACGAGAAAAGGUACCAGGAACAUCCCAAUGGCAAGAUUCUGAGGGAGCUUCAGACCGAUUAUGACAGGCGUCCCCACGAUAAUUCUCCAGGAUUCUUAUCAGACCAUAGCAGAGAUCAUGAACAAAGUCUUUAUUUGACACCAUCGCCACAGAUGUACUCCUCCGGAGGUGAAGAGAUGGCACCUAGGCAAGCACAGCAGGGUUACCAUCAUUUGGAGGCAAUCGAAUAUAAACCUGAUAUAGAGCAGAGGUGCAAGCAGUUAGAGAAGAAAAGUUAUGGAAGAAAAAGAAAGUCUGGCACUAGUGAAAACAGUGCUGCUUCGACGAAGAGUAUUAGAAGAAAAAGUGGAACCUCCGAAGAAAUACACAUUCAGAGAGUGAUGGCAAAUGUGAGGGAGAGACAGAGAACUCAGAGUUUAAACGAGGCGUUUGCUGCGCUCAGAAAAAUCAUACCCACGUUGCCCAGUGACAAGUUAAGCAAGAUUCAAACGCUAAAACUGGCCACUAGGUAUAUCGACUUCCUGUUCCAGGUGUUGCACUGCAACACGGAAAACACCGAUGGCAGCGAGGAUGGUGGUGAGUCUUCCGGUGGAGUUUUAGUUCGCAUUCCUUCAAUUUAUGCGAAAGAAAUCCAAGAAGCGCUGUCCUAGCUGCCAGAGAAAUAACUUCGUCGUCGUGCAGUUACAUGGCCCACGAGAAACUCUCGUACGCUUUUAGCGUUUGGAGAAUGGAAGAUGACUGGAAUUCGAAUCUGUAGAGAAGUCUGUGUGUCACGCUCAACAAGGUAAAAGUUACUUAAAACCCUUAAUCAACGCUUGGACGCUGUGUAAAUACUUCCAUAAACCUCAGGACACAGAGCUUCGAGAAGGCUCGACGAUUAUUUAAUGCCAUGCCGUUCAAUUUCCACGAAGUUCAAAUAGCGUGCGGUAAACAACAACAAUGUUCGAAAUCGCACAUUCGCCUUUCAUAUGUAAAUGCAUGUGUAAGAUACAACUAAUUUUCGUUUGCAAGAUGUUUGAUAAAUAGUUACUACCAAUUGAGCAUUGAACAAGAAAGAUUUAUUAUCUUGAAAUAAAUAAUAAAUCAAUAACAUCGAUGUACUACGUCUCUCAUACGUAUUAUUUAUGUUUGGCCUGAUCGACGUACCACGUCUCUUGCACGUGGUGUUUAUGUUUAGCAAUCAACAUGCCACGUUUCUCGCAUAAUAUAAAUUAAGAAGUAAAACAUAUUUUCACGAAAAGAUGGAAAUCAAACAAGUUUGUUAUAAAAUCGAACGCCGACUUCUUAUUUUCGCUGGCACGAAAAUAAGGAAAUUACGACUGAUCCGAAGAAGGUAAUAUAAUCUGAUGGUUUGAUGAAAUUAAUUGUACACUGUGAACACUUGUAUCUAUAGAAAAUUUGAAUAUGCAAAAAUAUACAGGAUGCACAUACCGUGCAAGAAUAUAUAAAAUAUCCAUAGCAAAAGAAGCACUUGUCAUAUUUAGUUUCUACAUCUUUGGUUGUAUCUAUAGAAAUUUGAAUUUUUAUGAACAUCCAAUCUAGUCUACCAAUUAGCAUCUUUAAGAUCAAAA
This is a messenger RNA of Bombus pascuorum, 2968 nucleotides long. RefSeq lists its product as uncharacterized. Gene Ontology annotation, molecular function: protein dimerization activity; RNA polymerase II transcription regulatory region sequence-specific DNA binding; DNA-binding transcription factor activity, RNA polymerase II-specific. The transcript has 2 exons. Bases 1121 to 2047 code for a protein of 308 amino acids. Gene Ontology annotation, biological process: developmental process; regulation of transcription by RNA polymerase II. The record is from RefSeq and is a predicted model, not a curated record. Lineage: Eukaryota; Metazoa; Arthropoda; Insecta; Hymenoptera; Apidae.